Messenger RNA from Parathielavia appendiculata, 1599 nucleotides. Its product is annotated as MFS sugar transporter-like protein. Bases 1 to 1599 code for a protein of 532 amino acids. The transcript is spliced from 3 exons. Gene Ontology annotation, biological process: transmembrane transport; carbohydrate transport. The record is from RefSeq and is a predicted model, not a curated record. Gene Ontology annotation, molecular function: carbohydrate:proton symporter activity. Lineage: Eukaryota; Fungi; Ascomycota; Sordariomycetes; Sordariales; Chaetomiaceae. Gene Ontology annotation, cellular component: membrane.
AUGGGGUUCGCCGCGAGGAUGUUGCGCAAGAUCGUCAAGAACGAGGCCAUGGCCACGGAUCCCGAAGAGAUCUACAACUGGCGUGUGUUGCUGCUCGCCUUCUCGGCCUGCUUCGGUGCCAUGUCCUUUGGCUGGGACUCGUCCGUCAUCGGCGGUGUCAUUGUGCUCGACCCCUUCGUCCACGAUUUCGGUCUCGGCGAUAAGAAGUCCGUCGCCACGGCCAACCUCGCCGCCAACAUCGUUUCGACCCUCCAAGCCGGCUGCUUCCUCGGUGCCCUGAUUGCCUCCCCCCUGACCGACCGGUUCGGCCGCAAGUGGUGCCUCAUCGGCAUCUCGAUUGUCGUCAUCAUCGGCAUCAUCAUGCAGUCGGCCGCCCUCGGCAACCUGGGUCUCAUGUAUGCCGGGCGCUUCAUCUCGGGCGUUGGCGUCGGCGCCGCCUCGACCGUCAACCCCAUCUACGUGUCCGAGAACUCGCCGCGCGGCAUCCGCGGCCUCCUCACGGGCCUGUACCAGCUCUUCAUCGUCACGGGCGGCAUGCUGGCGUUUUGGAUCAACUACUCGGUCAGCAUCAACUUCCCCACGACCAGGAUCAUGUACAUCUUCCCGCUGGCCAUCCAGGCGCUCCCGGCCCUGUGCCUGUGCUGCUGCAUGCUGCUGUGCCACGAGUCCCCCCGCUGGCUGGCCCGCCAGGACCGCUGGGAGGACUGCAAGCGCGUGCUGGCCAAGAUCCGCCACCUGACGCCCGACCACACCUACGUGCAGGACGAGUUCCAGGAGAUCCAGGAUGCCCUCGAGAAGGAGCGCCGCGAGAUUGGCGACGCCACCUUCUGGAACCUGCAGCGCGAGAUGUGGACCAUCCCCGGCAACCGCAAGCGCGUGCUCAUCUCCAUCACCCUCAUGAUUUGCCAGCAGAUGACGGGCACCAACGCCAUCAACACGUACGCGCCCACCAUCUUCCAGAACUUGGGCCUGACCGGCACCUCGACCUCGCUCUUCAGCACGGGCAUCUACGGCAUCGUCAAGGUCUGCAGCUGCAUCGUCUUCCUGCUCUUUAUGGCCGACUCGCUCGGCCGCCGCCGCAGUCUGCUGUGGACCUCGAUUGCUCAGGGUCUCGCCAUGUUCUACAUUGGUCUUUACGUGCGCAUCGCCCCACCCAAGCCGGGCCAGGACGUGCCACCCGCCGGCUACUUUGCCCUCGUCUCCAUCUUCCUGUUUGCUGCCUUCUUCCAAUUCGGCUGGGGCCCGGCCUGCUGGAUCUACGCCAGCGAGAUCCCCGCCGCCCGCCUGCGCUCCCUCAACGUCUCGUACGCCGCCGCCACCCAGUGGCUCUUCAACUUUGUCGUGGCGCGCGCCGUGCCCACCAUGCUCGUCACCGUCGGCAGCGACGGCUACGGAACCUACCUCAUCUUCGGCAGCUUCUGCUUCGCCAUGUUCGUCUUUGUCUGGUUCUUCGUGCCCGAGACAAAGGGCAUCUCGCUCGAGCACAUGGAUAAGCUGUUUGGUGCCACCGACGUGUCCGAGAAGACGCUCGCCGCCGAGGAGGAGGCCAGGGAGAAGGAGCAGGUGGCGCCGCGCGCCCGCGAGACCGAGGUUGCUUAG